CUACAUCACAACUCCUUCCAACCAAGUUUCCCUUCGAAUUGGGGAGUCAUGCCACAAUCCUUCAAUUAUUCCAGGAUUUUAAGCCAUAAUACCUUUAUUUUUUCAUAUUUUUCCAAACGUUUGCCCAAAAAUGCAGGACGACUACGCAGCCUUCAGAUCCUGAUUUUGGACACCAAUGACUUGCAUCAGCUGCCUGAUGAAAUCGGACAACUUCACCUGCUUGAGAAGCUUUAUCUUUCCAAUAACCUCCUCAGCCAACUUCCCCCCAAUUUCAGUCAACUGCAGAGACUGAAAUGCUUGCACUUGGCAAACAACCUGUUCUCCCACUUCCCAGAAUCUAUUUUGCAGAUUUCGCUACUCAUCUUCCUUGAUCUCUCUAGCAACCAAUUGACCAGUCUUCCUAGAGCCGUGACCGAGCUUAGAUCGCUCCAGGCCCUGAUGCUGACUGACAAUAGGCUGGAGGAGCUGCCUGACGGCAUGGAGUCAUUGCAACAGCUACGAGUGCUUUGGCUAGGCAACAACUUGCUCACCCAACUCCCCAGUGGGCUAUCUCAGCUACAACAACUUAAUUGGGCAGCUCAUACAUGCCCCAGGGCCACGCUGGACGGAAACCCACUUCGGCAUCCACCUCUAGAGGUUAACAAAUUUUUUAGCAUCGCCACUCCUAUAUCUAGAUCAAUCUAUUUGCAUACAGGUAUAUGGGCCAAUAUACUGCCUUAA
Molecule: messenger RNA, 720 nt
Organism: Protopolystoma xenopodis
Lineage: Eukaryota; Metazoa; Platyhelminthes; Monogenea; Polystomatidea; Polystomatidae
Source: the annotation of a GenBank genome assembly